Messenger RNA from Pygocentrus nattereri (red-bellied piranha), 3676 nucleotides. RefSeq names its product inter-alpha-trypsin inhibitor heavy chain 5 (gene itih5). The record is from RefSeq and is a predicted model, not a curated record. NCBI's taxonomy places the organism in Eukaryota, Metazoa, Chordata, Actinopteri, Characiformes, Serrasalmidae. Gene Ontology annotation, molecular function: serine-type endopeptidase inhibitor activity. Gene Ontology annotation, biological process: hyaluronan metabolic process. The transcript is spliced from 14 exons. The coding region runs from base 103 to 3075 and encodes 990 amino acids.
GCUCCAGCUCCAGCUCCAUUGCGCUCCAGUCCAGCUCGUGCGCAAACACCCACCAAACAGGGUGUCUCGUGCUACCGUAGGAAGCCCCUCCACCCAUGAACCAUGCUGUUUCUGGCGUUAGCGCUGUGUCUCAGCCAGGCGGCUAACUCCGCUCUGAGCGAGGAUGCUGAGGUCGCAGAGAUGGUGCAGUUGGAGGACUACGCGCUCUCCAAAGCGGACAUCGCCACCGUUCCUCGCAGAGUCGCGCGCCAGGUGAAGACGCUUCUGACCAAGGAAACCAAACCACAUAUUCAGGAGUACUCAGUGCAGACCACUAUCAUCUCCCGGUAUGCUUUUACUGCUGUGUCCUGCACAAUGUUCAACAGGCACAGCGCUGCCACUCAGGGGGUUUUCCAAUUCCAAGUGCCAGCGGCCGCCUACGUCUCUAACUUCACCAUGAUUGUUGGAGGAAGAGUGUUCCCCAGUCAAAUCAAAGCAAAAGAGAAGAAAGUGAAAAAGGACAAAGGGGAGAACAACGGCAAACCGAAGAGCAAGGAGUCAACGGAGGUCAGUGAUGGUGAGAUGGAGUUGUUCCGCAUGGCUGUCACCAUCCCAGGACGGAACCGUGCUAUUUUCCUGCUGACCUAUGAGGAGCUACUGCAGAGACGGUUGGGUUACUAUGAACAUGUGACUAGCAUCCGGCCCAUGCAGUUGGUUAGCAAGCUCAGUGUUGGUGUUACCAUAGUGGAGCAUUCACACAUCAAAUACCUCGAGGUGCUUCCUUUACGUAACAGCAGAACGUCGACCUCCAGCAGCAGCAGCAAGACGGACGGUAAAGAGUCUAUGCCUGUUUCCACGGUGAUCAGACAGAACAAAACUUUCUGCAAGAUCACCUUCACCCCCAAUAUUGUUCAGCAGGUCAAAAUCGCCAACAAUGGAAUGCUGGGAGACUUCGUGGUUCGCUAUGAUGUGGACAGAGAAAUAGGGAUUGGGGACAUUCAGGUUCUGGAUGGACAUUUUGUACAUUAUUUUGCCCCCAAAGACCUGCCUGUUGUACCCAAGAAUGUUGUGUUUGUGAUUGACACCAGUGCCUCUAUGGUUGGGACCAAAAUCAGACAGACUAAAGAGGCUCUGUUCACCAUUCUGAGGGACUUGCGUCCAAGUGAUCGGUUCAACUUUGUAACUUUCUCCAACCGCAUACGAGUCUGGCAGCCAGGCCAGCUGGUGCCCGUUACACCCAACAGCGUGAGGGAUGCCAAGAAGUUCAUCUACAUGAUCUCACCCACUGGAGGCACAGACAUUAACAAUGCCAUCCAGACUGGCUCCUCGCUGCUGCGUGACUACCUGUCGACAAGUGCAGAGUCCAAUCACAACAGUGUAUCCCUCAUCAUCUUCCUGACAGAUGGUCGGCCCACAGUGGGCGAGCUACAGACCCCCAGCAUCCUCGGCAACACCAAAACUGCAGUGCAAGAGAAAUUCUGCAUCUUUACCAUAGGCAUGGGUAACGAUGUGGACUACAGGCUUCUGGAGCGAAUGGCUCUAGAGAACUGUGGCACCAUGAGGAGAAUUCCAGAGGAGGCGGAUGCUAGUGCCAUGCUGAAAGGCUUCUACGAUGAGAUCGGCACUCCUCUUCUGUCAGACAUCCGCGUGGACUACUCAGAAGAUGCUGUUGAAUACGUCACACAGCACUUUUUCCCCAACUACUUCAACGGCUCUGAAAUCGUGGUGGCUGGCAAGCUGGCCAAUCACAACUCAGACUCACUCCACAUUCAGGUGACGGCCAGCAACAGCGACCGCAGCCUGCGCCUGGAGAAGGAUGUGUUGCUGACUCAGCGCGAGCAAGAGACGAAGCAGCGGCUGGCGGAGGCUGAGGCAGGGCCUGAUUCAGAUGGAUACGUUGAGCGUCUGUGGGGUUUCCUGAGCGUGAAGGACGGUCUAAAGGGACGACUGCGGAGCCAGACGAGCAGCGAGAGAGAGAAAUUCACGCAGCAAGCCGCCAAUCUCUCACUAGAGUACAACUUCCUUACGCCACUCACACAAAUGGUAGUGGAAACGCCACAGGUGUUAUCCGCUGGCACUUUAGCGGAGCCUACAGAAGCACCAAUGGCCACAGACUCAGAAGCAGCCAAUCAGCUGCCAGAUCAGGAGUCCACUGGAGGCAUACCCCAGAGCCUGCACAGGAAGAAGGAGCAGCCUGCACGGAGACCAGCAGCCAGCAUGGCAAAAAGUGAGAAGUUGUUGGAUGGAGUUAAAAACACUGCCAAAAAGUCUGUCACCCUCUCUAAAACAUCCGCGGAUGGAGAUCCUCACUUUGUGGUGGAUUUCCCUCUCAGCAAACUGACUGUGUGUUUCAACAUCAACGGACAGGCUGGAGACGUCCUUCGACUAGUGACUGACCACAAACAGUCUGGUGUGACCGUAAACGGUAAGCUGAUUGGAGCUCCAGCCCCAGCCGGUAGCCACAAACAGCAGCGCACGUAUUUCAGCUCCAUCAUUGUAGUUGUGGAUAAACCCCGGCGCUCGUACAUUGAGGUGACCCCGCGUAAGGUUAUCCUGGAUGGACGUGACCGCAUGAUCCUUCCCUGCAGCUCCAGCAUCUCAGUGGAAAGUGAAAGUCUUGGUGUGGCCAUUGUUGCUAACGCCAACGUCACAGUAACCAUUCAGAAGACGAUCCGGUUCAUCAUCCUGUUGCAUACUUAUAAAAACCCCGCCCCUUACCAGCGAGACCACCUGGGCUUCUACAUAGCAAACAGCCAAGGACUUAGCAACAGUACACAUGGACUGUUAGGCCAGUUUCUGUUUGAAGAAGUUGGACUAACACAACUUUCUGGAAACAUCACUGCGGCAAAAGGAAAUGACACACAGGAAGCAAGCAUUACUGGCAACCUAGAGCCCAGACCCCUGGCACUGAAGGUGAAGGAGCGUACCAUUGCCGUGGUAAAGAAGAGCAGACGCAUCUACUCUGGCAGUCAGAUAGUGGACUGCUGGUUUGCCAGAAACAAUGCCGCUAAACUGAUUGAUGGGCAGUACCAGGACUAUGUAGUGUCGCACCUGUUCGACACAGGGGACUGGCCACAUGGGACUAAUACGCACUAAGGGAAACGCAUACUCACUCACUUAAACACCAUCACACAAAAUGAUGUCUCCUUCUGGAUUAACGGGUACCUACACACAAAUCCAUGGGAGGCUUCCUAGCAACCACUUCACUAUGUUUAUGUUCUACAACAUUGUCGUCACAUCAAAGCAUUCUCAUUUUUUCUUUUCUUUUUUAAUACAAUUUUUUUUACCUCAUUUGAAAACACUAGCUUUCCUGUACAACCUGUAAAAUUUCAAGAUGAAUGGACUGAUAGAAAUUAUUCAGAAGUACUUUUAAUGUAUAUUAAAGUUAAGAAUGUUUUUCCUUCUCCUGAGAAGUUAACAUUUCAGCGAGAUGAGGUUUUGUUACGUUAGUGACAAUAUACAGCAUAUGAGUUAUAUCUGUGUAACACUGCAACUUAAUACUACUGCAUAAAUUAAGUGUUUAUAUAUUUCUGUACGUUGUACCUUUCUGAAAUCUCAUGUAAUAUGAUGAAAAUCAUGUUUUAAUUGUUUUAUACUGGUACUGUAAUUUAAAUCUUAACAAAAGAACAAAUAUGGAGGAUUUUGUUGCUGUUCUAUUUACAAAUUUUAAAAAUAAACCAAAAGGUGGCAACUAUAA